Molecule: messenger RNA, 618 nt
Organism: Desarmillaria tabescens
Lineage: Eukaryota; Fungi; Basidiomycota; Agaricomycetes; Agaricales; Physalacriaceae
Exons: 3
Molecular function (GO): hydrolase activity, acting on ester bonds
Source: RefSeq, a predicted model, not a curated record
GUCGACUACCUGCUGAAAGAUUCCUCCAUUCGUCUACACAACUUUGCCUUUCCUUCAGCGACCAUGGAAGACGACCUCUUGGGCCAAUUAUCGAGAUUCUUCGCGCGUUUUCCCAAGAAAUCGCCGGCCAACCCUAUUCCCAUCCUCGACCCGAACGAAACUAUAUACGUGUUGUUUCUGGAUAUCAACGACUGCGGCAGGAUCUCAUCCGAAGAGCUCGAACCCAUAGUCGAAGUACUCUUUGAUGCUGUUCACGAUCUAUAUGUCAAGGCGGGCGCUCGGAAUUUCGUGCUGGUGGAUGUCCCUCCAAUUGACCGUUCGCCCAGCGCCGUCGACUCGUCAGACGAGGUGCAGAAUCGCGUUGAGACAUGGAACGACCUUCUGCGUACGCGUGCAUCAGAAUUCGCAACGAGCAGUCCGCAGGCGACGGUGCUCGUCUUCUCCUCGCAUAAGGUACUCACGGAUGUGCUUGACGAUCCACUCGAGUACGACUUUACCGAAGACGACCCAGCUGACGAGGGAGGCGCUAUCUGGGAGGAUGAUCUGCACCUGACACCAGCUGUCCAUGCGAUCCUGGCGGAUCGUUUGCUCGCUUCGCUCAAGACAGAGGAUCAGUAA